AUGCCCCGAGCUCUUCUUCUUUUCCUCCUCCUGUUUGCUCUAGGACUGGAUGGCGUCUUAGCAAUCAACCUCCGAUACGCACGCCUUGCACCGCCAAAGCCAACAAAGGCCCCCUCGCGCAACGGUACAAACAUCUUGAACGCCGAUCUCAAAAGACGACAAGCCGCCUCAGUGACCUCCGUGUGCGGAUACUACGACGGCGACCCGGAGAAAUCAAGGACAGCUGAUCCAGGGUUCGGCUGCCGGCUCGACAUCGACCGCGGGCUCUGGGGAUUCUGUCCCACGACCGUCAUCUCUGCCAAAGACUGCGGACUGGCCGGCAACUGCGUCGACUCGCAGAACUGUAAAUCCGGCUGCGGCAAGACGGGUAUUGCAGGCCUGACGACUUUCACCUGUGCAACAGAUAGAUUCUGCUCCACCGUUCUUCUUGAAGGGGGCUUCGAAGGAGGCUUCUCCUACAUUGCCUGCGGCAACGUAGCGACAGUAGAAACGUUGUUCAAAGAACCCAUCACCACCGCCGAAACACCAACGUCCAUCACCGCGACUACUUUCAUCACCACACCCACGGACGCCACCACAACAGAAUCAACCACAUCGGCUUCUACGCUGACAUCCUCUCCUAUCUCUUUGCCAUCCUCAGGUGUGCCAUCGUCCGCAACCCAACCCACGUCGCUAGCGAGCCAGACAGCCUCCCCGUCAGACGGAAAUAAGUCGUCACCCGAGGGUUCAAGCAACACAGCAGCCAUCGUCGGCGGCGUCGUCGGCGGUGUCGCCAUCAUCUGUGUCACAGUCAUUGUUGCAAUCUACAUCAUGCGACGUAACAAGCGCGCCACAGAGGAAGAACCUCAAGAGAAGCGAGGGAGCCGCUUCAGGUCGUGGGGACGGUCGUCCUCGAAGCCUCCCAACUAUGAACAAAGUGAAGCUGUUCGAACAGAUACACAAGGGUUUGACGCUGGACAGAACAAGAUAUACGCCGGCUGGGGCCCGUCUGAAGUGUACGGAUCAGAGCCUCGAAGAGAUCCCACGGCGGCUCCGGUUGAGUUGCCGGGCGCCUCCCCCGUAGAGCUUCCGAGUCGGAGAGGUUAA
Messenger RNA from Colletotrichum fioriniae, 1086 nucleotides. RefSeq lists its product as uncharacterized. NCBI's taxonomy places the organism in Eukaryota, Fungi, Ascomycota, Sordariomycetes, Glomerellales, Glomerellaceae. The record is from RefSeq and is a predicted model, not a curated record.